UCCCGGCUCGGUGCUCCCGCUCGCUCAGUUCUCGCUCCAUGUUCCACACCGCGGCCUCGCUCCCCCGCGAGAGCCAGGCAGCGGCCGCAGCGCGCACACGCGCGCCCCGCGUCUCCCGCGCCCGGCUCUCCCCACGAGCGCGCCCCUCGCGCACAGUCUCACGUUCGUUCCCCCUCGCGCGCCGGGCUCUCGGCGGUAGCGGCAGCAGCGGGCAGACCGCGCGGGGAAGCACCGUAGCGGUAGCUACAGGCUGGCCGGCCGGCCAUGGAGGCGGAUGGGGCCGGCGAGCAGAUGAGACCGCUACUCACCCGGGGUCCUGAUGAAGAAGCUAUUGUGGAUCUUGGCAAAACCAGCUCAACUGUGAACACCAAGUUUGAAAAAGAAGAACUAGAAAGUCAUCGGGCUGUAUAUAUUGGUGUUCAUGUCCCAUUUAGUAAAGAGAGUCGUCGGCGUCAUAGGCAUCGUGGGCAUAAACAUCACCACCGGAGAAGAAAAGAUAAAGAAUCAGAUAAAGAAGAUGGACGAGAAUCUCCUUCUUAUGAUACACCAUCCCAGAGGGUUCAAUUUAUCCUUGGUACUGAGGAUGAUGAUGAAGAACAUAUUCCCCAUGAUCUCUUCACGGAAAUGGAUGAACUAUGUUAUAGAGAUGGAGAAGAAUAUGAAUGGAAAGAAACUGCCAGAUGGCUGAAAUUUGAAGAGGAUGUUGAAGAUGGCGGUGACCGAUGGAGUAAACCUUAUGUGGCAACUCUUUCUUUGCACAGUCUUUUUGAACUAAGGAGUUGCAUCCUAAAUGGAACAGUCAUGCUGGAUAUGAGAGCAAGCACUCUAGAUGAAAUAGCAGAUAUGGUAUUAGACAACAUGAUAGCCUCUGGCCAAUUAGAUGAGUCCAUACGAGAGAAUGUCAGAGAAGCUCUUCUGAAGAGACAUCAUCAUCAGAAUGAAAAAAGAUUCACCAGUCGGAUUCCCCUUGUUCGAUCUUUUGCAGAUAUAGGCAAGAAACAUUCUGACCCUCACUUGCUUGAAAGGAAUGGGGAAGGCCUUUCAGCCUCCCGCCACUCUUUGCGAACAGGUCUAUCUGCCUCAAACCUUUCAUUGAGAGGAGAAUCGCCUUUAUCUCUUCUUCUCAGUCAUCUUCUUCCUUCUUCAAGAGCUGGAACCCCUGCAGGCUCGAGGUGUACAACCCCAAUACCCACCCCUCAAAACAGUCCUCCUUCCAGCCCUAGCACCAGUCGCCUGGCCUCCAGAAGUUGCCAGCAGAGUCAGCUUCAGGCCCCAGAACUACUGGUUUCACCUGCCAGUGAUGAUAUUCCCACAGUAGUAAUUCAUCCGCCUGAGGAAGACUUAGAAGCACUGCAAGGCCAGGACCAGAAGAAUGAGGAAAAUGUUGACUUAAUUCCAGGUAUUUUGGCCUCUCCACAGUCUGCUCCGGGAAACUUGGACAAUAGUAAAAGUGGAGAAAUUAAAGGUAAUGGAAGUGGAGGAAGCAGAGAAAAUAGUACUGUUGACUUCAGCAAGGUUGACAUGAAUUUCAUGAGAAAAAUUCCUACGGGAGCUGAGGCAUCCAAUGUCCUGGUAGGAGAAGUAGACUUUUUGGAAAGACCUAUAAUUGCGUUUGUGAGACUGGCUCCUGCUGUCCUCCUUACGGGGUUGACUGAGGUCCCUGUUCCCACCAGGUUUUUGUUUUUAUUAUUGGGUCCAGCAGGCAAGGCACCACAAUACCAUGAAAUUGGAAGAUCAAUAGCCACUCUGAUGACAGACGAGAUAUUUCAUGAUGUAGCUUAUAAAGCAAAAGACAGAAAUGACCUCUUAUCUGGAAUUGAUGAAUUUUUAGAUCAAGUAACUGUCCUACCUCCAGGAGAGUGGGAUCCUUCUAUACGCAUAGAGCCACCAAAAAGUGUUCCUUCCCAGGAAAAGAGAAAGAUUCCUGUGUUUCACAAUGGAUCUGCCCCCACGUCAGGCGAGACUCCUAAAGAGGCCGCUCAUCAUGCUGGGCCUGAGCUACAGAGGACUGGACGGCUUUUUGGUGGUUUGAUACUUGACAUCAAAAGGAAAGCACCUUUUUUCUUGAGUGACUUCAAGGAUGCAUUAAGCCUGCAGUGCCUGGCCUCGAUUCUUUUCCUAUACUGUGCCUGUAUGUCUCCUGUAAUCACUUUUGGAGGGCUGCUUGGAGAAGCUACAGAAGGCAGAAUAAGUGCAAUAGAGUCUCUUUUUGGAGCAUCAUUAACUGGGAUUGCCUAUUCAUUGUUUGCUGGGCAACCUCUAACAAUAUUGGGGAGCACAGGUCCAGUUCUAGUGUUUGAAAAAAUUUUAUUUAAAUUCUGCAGAGAUUAUCACCUUUCCUAUCUAUCUUUAAGAACCAGUAUUGGUCUGUGGACUUCUUUUUUGUGCAUUGUUUUGGUUGCAACAGAUGCAAGCAGCCUUGUGUGUUAUAUUACUCGAUUUACAGAGGAGGCUUUUGCAGCUCUCAUUUGUAUCAUAUUCAUCUAUGAGGCUUUGGAGAAGCUCUUUCAUUUAGGAGAAAUAUAUGCAUUUAAUAUGCACAACAACUUAGAUGAACUGACCAGCUACUCAUGUGUGUGUACUGAACCUUCUAACCCUAGCAAUGAAACUCUAGAGCUGUGGAAUAAAGAGAAUAUAACAGCACACAAUAUUUCCUGGGGAAAUCUCACUGUUUCUGAAUGUAAAACAUUUCAUGGUGUGUUUGUAGGAUCAGCUUGUGGACACCAUGGCCCUUAUAUUCCAGAUGUGCUCUUUUGGUGUGUCAUCUUAUUUUUCACAACAUUUUUUCUGUCUUCAUUCCUCAAGCAAUUUAAGACCAAACGUUAUUUUCCUACCAAGGUGCGAUCAACAAUCAGUGAUUUUGCCGUAUUUCUCACCAUAGUAAUAAUGGUUUCAAUUGACUACCUUGUAGGAGUUCCAUCUCCUAAACUUCAUGUUCCUGAAAAAUUUGAGCCUACUGAUCCAAACAGGGGCUGGAUCAUAAGCCCAUUGGGAGAUAAUCCUUGGUGGACAUUAUUAAUAGCUGCUAUUCCUGCUCUGCUUUGUACCAUUCUCAUCUUUAUGGAUCAACAAAUUACAGCUGUAAUCAUAAACAGAAAGGAGCACAAAUUGAAGAAAGGAGCUGGCUAUCACCUUGAUUUGCUCAUGGUUGGUGUCAUGUUGGGAGUUUGCUCUGUCAUGGGACUUCCGUGGUUUGUGGCUGCAACAGUGUUGUCAAUAAGUCAUGUCAACAGCUUAAAAGUUGAAUCUGAAUGUUCUGCUCCAGGGGAACAACCCAAGUUUUUGGGAAUUCGUGAACAGCGGGUUACAGGGCUAAUGAUUUUUAUUCUAAUGGGCCUCUCUGUGUUCAUGACUUCAGUACUAAAGUUUAUUCCAAUGCCUGUUCUGUAUGGUGUUUUCCUUUAUAUGGGAGUUUCCUCAUUAAAAGGAAUCCAGUUUUUUGACCGUAUUAAAUUAUUUGGAAUGCCUGCUAAGCAUCAGCCUGAUUUGAUAUACCUCCGUUAUGUGCCUCUCUGGAAGGUCCAUAUUUUCACAGUCAUUCAGCUUACUUGUCUGGUUCUUUUGUGGGUGAUAAAAGCUUCAGCUGCUGCAGUAGUUUUUCCCAUGAUGGUUCUUGCAUUGGUUUUUGUACGCAAGGUCAUGGACUUGUGUUUCACAAAGAGAGAACUUAGUUGGCUUGAUGAUCUCAUGCCAGAAAGUAAGAAAAAGAAAGAAGAUGACAAAAAGAAAAAAGAGAAAGAGGAAGCUGAACGAAUGCUUCAGGAUGAUGAUGAUACUGUGCACCUUCCUUUUGAAGGAGGAAGUCUCUUGCAAAUUCCAGUCAAGGCUCUAAAGUAUAGUGUUGAUCCCUCAGUUGUUAACAUAUCAGAUGAAAUGGCCAAAACUGCACAGUGGAAGGCACUUUCCAUGAAUACUGAGAAUGCCAAAGUAACCAGAUCUAACACGAGCCCUGAAAAACCUGUGAGUGUGAAAAUAAAUAUUGAAGAUGAACCAAGAAAGAAAUACCUGGAUGCUGAAACUUCAUUAUAGAAUUGAACCAAGAGAAAUUAUAUAGAGAGAGAUAUAUAGAUAUAUACAUAUAUGAUGUGUGUGUAUGAUGUCAUUAUAUAACAAUAUUGUAUGUCAUGCUAUUUAUGCAUGACUACUGUUUUUUUUUUUUAAGUAGUGUCUGAAGUUUGUUAUGAGCACCAUGGAGAUUCUGUAUAUAAUGAAAUGGUCUCUUAGAAGUGAGGUACAUGAUUCUUACUAUUCAAAUAUUUAUUCUGUUGGAAAAAUUUUUUUCUAUUCUACAAUAGAGAAAUGUGGAGAAAUACUUUCAGUCUACUUUUCUUAAAUCUCUUUGUUCAUCAGUUGCAAUUCAUAUCAACCUUAAGUGAUAUGUACUUUUAUAUAUUUAUAGUUUUUACAUGAGUUUCUAAAGAUUUUUACAUAUUAUUUCACUUUUGUUAGUGCUUUAUGGGAAGAACAGGGAGUCUUUAUGCCAGUGCUAUGGGAAAAAUGGUAACAUGUCAUGCUUUUCUCUGUGUUUCAGUUCUAUAGAUGUCUAUUAUGUUUCACAAAUGAUGGCAUUUUUUUUGGCCAUAGAAGUGAAUGUAGAACAAUGGAAACUUUCUAAAUAAGAACUAUAGUUUUUAACCUUUAUGUUUUAGAAAAUGUUUUAAAUUUUUAAAGCUCGUAUCUAUAUUUCCAUUGUGAUAAGUAAAAUUGCAGGUGAUUUUAUAAUUGAACACCCAUACCAGUCAUAACUUGAUGAAUUUUAAAAGCUGUAAAAUGUCAAUUUGCAAUAGUUAACUUUUGUUGCCUUUGUAGAAUUUUUUUUCUGAAUCCUUACACUCUUUUAGAGCCUAUAAUUCCCAUUGUGUUUUCUGCCUUUGCUCUCUUUGUCUUACUGGUUUAGUUUGUAUCAGGCUCAAGUUCUUGAUUAUUUUUCUAUUAUAAGUAGUGUGAUUCAAUAAUCAGGAGUCAGAAUUCUCUCAAGUGUGGGUUUAUGAUCAGUAUUACUUUAUUAAGAAUUACUUGCAUUUUCUGUUGUUAUUUUAUUGUGUAGAUUAUAUUUAAUAGAUUGUUGCCUGUGAUUUUAUUUUAAAAUAUUAUAUUUAUUUUAAUUGAUAUGCUCAAAUAUUCUAUAAACAUUUGAAAAGGUAACAUAUAGAGUAAAUUGUUCAUGUAAAUAGUUGGUGCUCACUUGCAUUUAUGUUCAUUAUCUGAAAGCAGUUAAGAUUUUAGAUCUUUGAUAUAAAGCACUGCCAUAUUUGUAUUUUAAAAGGAAAUUAGACAUUUUAUGUUUAGCUCAGAUUGAUGGCAUUCUUCCUGUUUGGUGUUAAUAUUUGUUAGUUUUUGCUUUUCUGAGCUGUAUUUUUAACUUCUAGCAAAUCUUUUUAGUCAUCUUUUACUCUUAGCUCCACAUAAAAUAAAUAAAUGUUCUUGUUAAGCCUGUAGGACUGGAUGAAUGGGGUUAUGAAACUGAUUUGGAAAGAAAAUAAUUUACAGAAAUCUAAUGAAUAUUGAGAAGCCACAGAAAUAUCAAAAAUGGUAACAUGAAUAUUAGGGUGAAAAUUUUAAUGAAAUUCCAGUGCUCUCUCUAACCAUUUAAAAUUAAACACAAAAGUGUGAAGAAUUGAUCUUUUAGAGGAUCAUGAGGAAUGCCAAAAGCUGAUAUUUUAGCAAUUGUGGUGUUUUUAAUUCAUUCUAAACUACUUAUUAACUAAUGUAAUUUCCUCAUCUGAGACCAUAUUGUGAGAUUCUAAUUAAAAUGAUGGAUUCAACUUUUGCCUCAGAUGAGAGGUUGGAAAUGUAGCUGCUUUUCUUUAGAAAAUAUAGCUGAUAUCAUUUGGUACUGCCUAAAAAAGAGUUAGACUCUGUUGGCAAUUGAUAGAGUAUUACCCAUGGUGCUUAUGAUUGUUUAUGAGCUUCCAUUGAAGUGAUUCUUUUUUAUUCAUAGCAGCAUAAUCCUUUCCGAAGACCCCAGUAUUUGCUGCUAUUUUUUAAAGUCCCCUGAUGUACCUGAACAAGAGGAUUUCCUCACAUCAUUUCCUUGUGUCUGGACAUCAAAGGGUUAAUAACUGUACUUAUUUUACAGGAAGUGGUUUUAAAAUUUAAACUGAAAACUACCUGGGAUCAUAGUGUCUCUGUGAUUUUAUUUAAUUAUGUAUAAUAAUUAUCCAGUGCCAGAAAAACCAUAACUUGCAAAAUACUUUGCUCUCAAAAUGUUUUUACCAUGCUUCUAAUUGUUAAUGGUUUCUGCUUUCUUUUGAUUACUUGACUUACAAAAUGAUCUGAUAUGACUACUCCAUUGAAGAGCAAAGGUAACUCAUGUUUAAGUCAUUAACUGCUUGUUUUAAGUGGUUAUGAUAUUUCUUCCACUAUUUUGAAAAAUAACAAUCAUGAAUAGCAUUCAUUUGCAAGACAGUGAAAGAUACAAUUUACUACAUAUGUUGAUUUUUAAAUGUUGCCUUAAAUAGGUGUAUAUAAGCAGUAGUAAUUGCUAUGUACUGAUUUACCUCAAGGUGCAAAAUAAUUAAAACUGUACAUAUUCCAUUUACAAAAUAAAUUCAAAUAAACAGUCCUGCACUUUCUUAGAUGCCUUGAUUCCCAAAAUGGAGCUUAGUGCUACUGAAUACCCUGGCCACAGAGCCACCUCAGGAUAUUCUUUUCUCCAUCCUAUUUUAUUUAUUUAUAGAUGUCUGUUUACAAAGACUGUAGUAAAUCCUGAUGCUGACCACAUGAAAUUUAGUUUCUUCUGAAUGCUGUUUCAAUCUAAAAUUAAGCAGCUUUUGAGAAAAUAAUGAAUUGACUUCCUUCCUUAUGAUAAAAGGAUGAUUCUGUAUAUUCUUUAAUAAUAUUAGACAUGCCCAGGUGAAGCACACCAUCUUUCAGAAGAGUGUGUGUGUGUGUGUGGUGUGUGUGUUUAUGAAUGUAUGUGUGUGAGAGUGUUAGCAGUCUUAAAUCUCUUACGUUGUUUAAGAAAGCUUUGGUGUACCAGUGUUCAUGUUUGCCAAGUCUUCUGUAAAAAUGUGUAGGACAAAAUUUUUAUGUGCUGAUGCGUAUAUAAUAUUUAUAAUGCAGAUUUGUUUACCACUUAAAAUUAUAACUUUUGUUUUUCUCUAUCCAAAAAAGCAUUUCUGUUUCUUCCACAUACUCAAAAUUUCUGUGUGAGUAUAAUAGCUUUCUAACUUUUACCUUUCACAAAGGCAGGUUCAGAAUUCCAUAAAAAGACAAAUGCCCGCUGAAACUGAGGUGUAACACCAGAGCUUGCUUUGUUUAAAGGAUUAUAUCAUGUACAUCAGUUCUGUAAAUGUGCUCAACAGUUUAACAUGUGAAUACUGUUUUAAAGUGCUCAGAUUUCAGAUGUGUAAGCCAUUGAUACAACAUUGUAACUCAAAAUGUUUAUAUUAAAUAACUUAAUGUUUUAAAUUUAUUUAUGUAGAUCACAUGAUUGUUACAUAUGCAGUGAAAAUAUGUGAAAUGUCUUUUGGUUUAUUCCAACAAUUAUUUAUUUUUUAGCAAGUAAAUUUAAAGACUUCAAGGACAUUCAAAGUUUAAAAUAGUGUUCAAAUUGCAAUAUUUAGCGAUUUUAAUGUAAAAUCUUUUUCCUAACUUUUCAAAAAGUAAAAUGUCAGUUUUAGGAAAACAUAGUUGGAAAUGGAAUCUAAAGAUCGUUUUUAAAUUAAUUUAAUUAGCACAUAUUGACUUCAACAUUUGACUUGGAGUAAUUGUUAAACCCCAGUUUUGUUUUGUUUUUUUAAAUCAGAUUUUUUUGCACAUUGAUUGCUUUUUUUAUUGUGACUUUUCUUUUGUUGCUUUAUUAUUCAAGGUUUUGUUUUUUUUUUUUUUCCGGGGGGAGGUUGUCUUCUAAUGUUUACUAUGUUUAAAUAAGCAAAAAUUGAAUUUUAUUGUUCAUUUAUAUAAUAUUUGAUACCAUGGUAUAAUUUCACAGUACAAUUCCAAUUUUUAUGACUUUUAUAAUUACACUGAUAUUUUCUUUUGUAAUAAAAUCCAAAGUAAAUUAAACAUUUAAAUUGUAGAACUGUUAUUUUUCAUUUAUAUGAAGUACAAGUCUCUACUGAGUCUAUAAUGUGAAUGAUCCUGCCUUUCAAAUUUGUUUCAUAAUUGUUAGAGGAAAACUAUUUUUUUGGAGAUGUAUUAAAGUUGAUUGAGCAAUAAAAGUCUACUUAAUUAGU
Messenger RNA from Lemur catta (Ring-tailed lemur), 8180 nucleotides. It is a transcript of the gene SLC4A7, whose product is annotated as solute carrier family 4 member 7. Bases 265 to 4029 code for a protein of 1254 amino acids. The record is from RefSeq and is a predicted model, not a curated record. Lineage: Eukaryota; Metazoa; Chordata; Mammalia; Primates; Lemuridae. Gene Ontology annotation, biological process: monoatomic anion transport; regulation of intracellular pH; bicarbonate transport. Gene Ontology annotation, cellular component: plasma membrane; basolateral plasma membrane; apical plasma membrane. The transcript has 26 exons. Gene Ontology annotation, molecular function: sodium:bicarbonate symporter activity; monoatomic anion transmembrane transporter activity; solute:inorganic anion antiporter activity.